Molecule: messenger RNA, 1185 nt
Organism: Gossypium raimondii (Peruvian cotton)
Lineage: Eukaryota; Viridiplantae; Streptophyta; Magnoliopsida; Malvales; Malvaceae
Product: hydroxyproline O-galactosyltransferase GALT3
Exons: 1
Coding region: 55-1014 (319 amino acids)
Cellular component (GO): Golgi membrane
Molecular function (GO): hexosyltransferase activity
Source: RefSeq, a predicted model, not a curated record
UCUCUUAAACCCUGUCUAAAGAAGCCAAUUAACUCCAUAAUAUCAAAUUACAAUAUGAAGCCUUCAUCAAAACCAUCAGAAGGGAAGCGAUUCAUUCUCUCAUCUGUCACUUUCAUCUUCUUCCUCUGUGCAUUAGCUUCCAUCAAUGAAAUCAGAUUCGAGAGCUUGUUUAAGCUUGGAAGAUGUGCUCUUUCCAACGCCCCUCUGCCUCUCAACUCAUCUUCAGAAAUGUCCACACUUGCACCCAAUUCCUCAUCCGAUGACAUUCGGAUUCUGAUCGGAAUCCUCACACUUCCCGAUCAGUACCAUCGCCGCCAUUUCCUUCGUCUCAUAUAUGGUACGCAGACUCCGGUGGGGGCACAAGUGGACGUGAAGUUCGUGUUUUGUAACCUCACAAAGGAAGACCAGAAGGUAUUGGUUGCACUCGAGAUAAUGCGAUACGAUGAUAUCAUAAUCCUCAACUGUAAAGAAAAUAUGAACAAUGGCAAGACUUACACCUUCUUUUCGAGCUUGCCCGAGAUAUUCAACUCCUCGGAUAGGCCUUACCCUCCUUACCAUUACGUGAUGAAAGGAGACGAUGAUACAUACUUGAGGUUAGACAAGUUGGUGGAGUCAUUAAGGCCAUUACCAAGAGAAGACUUGUAUUACGGGUACGUAAUCCCAUGCCCCAGCAUGGACCCUUUUGUUCAUUACAUGUCUGGGAUGGGAUAUUUGGUAUCAUGGGACAUAGCUGAGUGGAUUAGAGAAUCGGAGAUUCCUAAAAAUCAUUUGGAAGGGCCCGAGGAUAAGGUAUUUGGAGAGUGGCUACGAGAUGGACAUCGGGCUAAAAACAGGUUCAACGCUAAGUGGUCAAUGUACAAUUAUCCUGAGCCGCCCACAAGGUGCACGCAUGAGCUAUGGCCCGACACCAUCGCUGUGCAUUUGUUGAAGAAUCAGGAGAAGUGGAUUCAUACCUUGAAGUAUUUCAAUGUUACCACCAAUUUGAAACCUUCUAAAUUAUAUCACAUACCCUAGAACUUCUUUAUUAUUCUUUCAUUUCUCUGAUUCUAAGUCCACCUACACACAAAAUUUUGAUUUUGUUCAUUCAUUCUUCCGGUUCAAAUAAAGUGUAUCGAGCUUUGGUUCAAUUAAUGCCACUUGUGUAAAAAAUUAACUAAAAAGGGUUUAUGCAUCAAGUUUGGUGAU